Messenger RNA from Pieris rapae (cabbage white), 1993 nucleotides. RefSeq lists its product as uncharacterized. The transcript is spliced from 5 exons. Bases 411 to 1073 code for a protein of 220 amino acids. NCBI's taxonomy places the organism in Eukaryota, Metazoa, Arthropoda, Insecta, Lepidoptera, Pieridae. The record is from RefSeq and is a predicted model, not a curated record.
GUAUUUGGAGAGUUGUAUUAGGACGUUUCUUAACGCCAAAUUGUUAUAAUAUACAACAAUUUAAUACAUUGUACAUCUUAGUUCACAGUGUCUUUUCUUGAUUUAAAUUAUUUAGUUCAUUUUUUAACUUCAAAGCUAAUGGUUAGUGUAGGUAUAAUGUUAAAGUUGUAGGUAUUCAAUAUCCUGUUUAGUCAAAACAAGGCCGAAUACGAAAUACGAAUACCGCCUGCGUGUCGUCAGUAAAGUUUCAGAUUUUCCAUCAGUCUCACCGCAUAGAAAAUCUCUGUAAUGAUAAACAAUGGCUGUAUUUGCUCCCACGCUCGUUCACUAGAAAACUCAUCACUUAACGAAGAAAUGUGACAUAACGCCAUCUAGCGGAAACAGCGCGUACUACGCAAAACUAAACCAAAAUGAAGCUGAAUUUGUUCAAGCGGUCCAUGAUUUUUGCGACUUUCUUUGGGUCCUGUCUAUGUAUAGCGUUAUUGGUUGCAUCUUUAGGAACCCAGCAUUGGGUAGAUGCAAGAGCGAGGCGGUUGCAAAACACUGAAUCCGAGGGCCGGAUUAACUUUGGACUUUUUGAGGGGCACAAAGAAUUGAAUUUCGGAUAUGGGUGGAGGCCACACGAUUUAAGUAUAGGCGCGGGAACUCAUCCUGCCCGCCGAUGGGCGUGGUGUGGUACAGCUGCCCAAUUAGCAGUAGCCCUAGCAGCUAGCGCGGGAGCAGCUGUGUUAGCCGCAUUGGCAUCUGCAGCCAGACACUCAGCACAACCACGCCCACUUUUACUCACUAAUUGUGCAACAGUACUAUUCUGUCUCGGCGCAAUGUCAGUGUGGCUCACCGAGUUCUUCCUCCGUCUACAGCAUAACGUUAUGUCUGAAGAAGACCUCGCAAAUACAUGGUCUUCCGAAUUAACGGCGGAUCUUGGAUUGUCCUUCUGGUUAGUGGUAGCAGCAUGCAUAUCAGCUUUUAUCAACAAUGUGUGCAUUUUAAUUGCAAUGUCAGAUGCGCCCGAUUCAGACGUCGCUGCCCCCGCGUUAGAGGAAAAAUUGAAUGGAGCUAUCAUGCUCUACUAAGACUAAUCUAAAGAAUCUCUUGUGAACUUUUACCUUUCGAACUCUAACUUUUUAAGUGGAGUCACUUAACCUAAAGGAGGUUUACAUUUCGAUGCGGUGUUUUUUAAAUCUUAAUAGUGCAAAGUUUUGAUAAUAACGUACUUAAAGACGGAUAAUAAACCAAGUUAUUCCAUGAAAGGUGAACAAUGAUUGUAGUUUAGUUCUCAAUGUUUACAAAUAUGAGUUAUGCCGUCUAUUGUGUAUUGCCAUUUUGGCGAAUAAGGCUGAAUAUGUAAUAAUCCGUCCAGUAAAUGUUGUACUGUCGAUUGUUAUUCCUAUAAUAAGAAAAAGUAAUUUUAUAAUAAAAUAAUAUGAGCCUGUCCUUGAACUAUGUCUAUUACUGUUCGUUCACUUGCUUAUUAAAUAUAUUGUUGUUUUUUCAAAAUUCUAAACCCGUUAUCCAUUAAUAUUAAUAAAACUUAUACAUUUUAUGUAUAAGUAACAAUGUCUAUAGAUAAGUAAUUCCAACAAUAUAGUAUAGUAGUAUUCUAAUCAAUGUGUAUAGUUUUUUAACUUUGUAUACCAGCGGUACACUGAAAAUAAAUUAAAAAAGUAAAACCUGCGUGUAAAUACGAAAAGUCGUAUCGGCACUAAACCGUGCAACGUCGCAGUUUAAAAUGAAAUAAUUGUGAUAGAUGCUCGUUUUAACCUGGUCAACAUGUAUUUUGUAUAAAAUUUUAAUUUUGGCUAUAGAAGUUGGCUAAGAAUACCAGUGUACUGUAGGUAAAUAUUUACCUCACUGAUUUUAACAGUAUUAAGAACUCAAGAGUAAGCGCAAAAUUAUUUUCAUUUAUUUUAUAUUAGUGCCAUUAGGUUAAGUUUUCUGUAAUUAUUUCUCUAUUUUGUAACUUUUCAAAAAUAAAUAUUAUUUUAUAAAAAUA